This is a messenger RNA of Mya arenaria, 867 nucleotides long. RefSeq names its product homologous-pairing protein 2 homolog. Gene Ontology annotation, cellular component: DNA recombinase auxiliary factor complex; condensed nuclear chromosome. NCBI's taxonomy places the organism in Eukaryota, Metazoa, Mollusca, Bivalvia, Myida, Myidae. Gene Ontology annotation, molecular function: recombinase activator activity; double-stranded DNA binding. Gene Ontology annotation, biological process: meiotic joint molecule formation; homologous chromosome pairing at meiosis; meiotic strand invasion involved in reciprocal meiotic recombination. The record is from RefSeq and is a predicted model, not a curated record. The coding region runs from base 71 to 709 and encodes 212 amino acids. The transcript is spliced from 9 exons.
UCCCCUGUUUUUCCCGCCAUAUUUGAAGUUUACAAACGGAAACGACUAAACAGAACCAUUACGGAACAAAAUGAGUAAAUCGAAAGAUUCCAACGCUCCGUCAGCCGUUCUGGAUUAUUUAAACAAACAGAAUCGCCCGUACAGUGCCAUUGAUAUCUGCAACAAUCUGCACAAAGAGUUUGGUAAAACUGCAAUUGUUAAGGCUUGUGAAAGUUUGGCAGCGGAAGGACGAAUCCGGGAGAAAGUGUAUGGCAAACAGAAGGUAUAUGUGGCUGACCAGUCACAGUUUCCUCAGGUGAAUGACAGUGAGAUUCGGACCAUGGAUGAGAAGAUAGCUAAUCUGACUAAGGAACUUCAGUCAGUGACGGAGGAAGUGAAACGCCUAGACUCAGAGAUGAGAAUGUUCAGUAACUGUUUGUCCACAAGUGAAGCAGAGAAAAAGCUGCAAGAAACCACAACACAGUGUGCUCAUUUGAAGAAGAAACUUGAGCAGUUAUCAGAAGGUGGAAAUGUUGUGUCCCCAGAGGAAAAAGAAAGGGCAUAUAAAGACAGAGAAACAUAUGUGAAGGCUUGGAGGAAGAGGAAACGAAUGACCAAUGACAUCUUGAAUGCAAUUUUGGAGGGUUACCCAAAGCCUAAGAAACAACUCUAUGAGGACAUUGGUAUAGAAACAGAUGAAGAGUACAAUGUGAAACCUCCAGAUUUGUGAAACAAUAGGAUUUAUAUGACUGUUAUAUACUUGCUCAUUUGAUUGUAAUAUGUUUCUGGUGUUUUGCAUUUACUUGCAGUGUAAAUGAAUGAAAUCUUUAGAAUAUUCUUUAAAUGCGUCUUGUUAAUGCUCGUUGAAUAAAAAAUACUAAUACCCCA